CAUAACCAAAACCGAAGUGCCCUUUUGCUCCAACAAUUCCCCUCUUUCUCUUGAAUUUUUCUUUCUGUAAUCACAUCUCUAAAACCCUACCCACCUCUCUUCUUCUUCGUGUGGGGUUUCCAUUCAAUAUUUAUGGAUCGAUUUCGUUGCAAUUAAUUAUUUUUCACAGUGUGGUGUCAAGUCCGCCGUGGAAUUCUUCAGCUGAUUAAUCUAAUCUUUUUCACCUGAUUUUAACGUUCAUCUGGUUUCGGAUCUGAGAAUUGCGAAUUGGAGCUUCUUUUCGGAAUCCUGGAUGAAUAUUGAAGCAGAAUCAGUGGAUUGAGUUAGUUUGUGGCGCUGAAAGAGAUCAGAAUUUGGUUGGGAUUUUUGUAUUUUUGAAUAUUUUUAUUUGAUGGGGGCAGGUGAGGGAAGCGAAUUCCCUCCGAAAAAUGCUGUGGCGGCUCAAUCGGAAGCCCAAGGGAGUGCAACGGUGGCGGCUGAUUUCCCGGCGAAGAAUCCAGCCCGGCAGCUCGAUUUCACGGGCGCGCCAUCGCAGGGAAGCAUCGUGUUGCCAGAACAUCCGCAACCACGAGAAGUGCCGCAGCAGCAGCCAGUGGCGGCAUCUGCUCAGACACAGACGCAAGUGGAGGCCAUGCCCGCGGCACCGUCCCAGACACAGCAUCCUUCUGCGAGGAUAUUAAAGCCAGAAUCUCCAAGACCCAGUGUCGAAGUAAAAGAUGGGACCCCAAAGAAGCAAAAACAGUGUAACUGUAAACAUUCCCGGUGCUUGAAGUUGUAUUGUGAGUGCUUUGCUUCUGGAAUAUACUGUGAUGGCUGUAAUUGUGUGAAUUGUUAUAACAACGUUGAAAAUGAAGCUGCUAGGCGAGAAGCUGUUGAAGCAACUUUAGAGCGUAAUCCAAAUGCCUUCAGGCCAAAGAUUGCCAGCAGCCCACAUGGAACACGCAAUAACAGAGAGGAGGCUGGGGAAAUUCUAGUGUUGGGAAAGCACAACAAGGGAUGCCACUGCAAAAAAUCAGGGUGUCUCAAAAAAUACUGUGAGUGCUUUCAGGCCAAUAUUCUGUGCUCUGAAAAUUGCAAAUGCAUGGAUUGCAAGAAUUUUGAAGGAAGUGAAGAGAGGCAGGCCCUUUUUCAUGGUGAACAUGCCAACAACAUGGCAUAUAUUCAGCAGGCAGCAAAUGCUGCCAUAACUGGAGCUAUUGGAUCAUCUGGUUAUGCAUCGCCUCCUGUAUCCAGGAAAAGAAAAGGUCAGGAGCUCUUGUUUGGGCCAAUGGCCAAGGAUUCCUCUCUUCACAGGCUUGGACAAUUUCAACCGGCAAACCAUGUUAGGGGAUCUGCACCCUCAUCUUCCUUGUCUUCCGCUCCUGUAGCUCGAGCUGGUAGCUCUGCAACAUUGGGUCCUUCAAAAUUCACAUAUAGGUCUCUGCUAGCCGACAUUAUCCAACCACAGGACUUGAGAGAACUUUGCUCAGUCUUGGUUGUUGUAUCAGGGGAAACUGCAAAGACACUUUCAGGUAAAAAAACUGCGAUAGAGAAGCGGACAGAAGAUCAGACAGGAACUUCCCUUGCUUCCUCAACACUAGAAAGAUUGCAAAGCCAGAAAGAAUCUGAUCCGCAGAAAAGUGUCCCUGAUGAUUGUUUAAGUGCAAAUCAGGAAGAUAAAGUUGCGCCUGAUAAUUCAAGUUCAGGUGGUACUGAAGUGCCAAUGGGAAGGCCCAUGUCUCCUGGAACUUUAGCAUUGAUGUGUGAUGAACAAGAUACAAUGUUUAUGACAGCUGCUUCCCCUAAUGGGAUAACUAGUCAUGGCUGCAACACAACUUCACAGUUGCAUCCUGGACAACACAUGAAUGAUGUUUAUGCAGAGCAGGAAAGGGUAGUUUUGACUAAAUUUCGAGAUUGCCUCAACAGGCUCAUUACUUUUGGAGAGAUUAAAGAAGCAAAGUGUUCGACGUUAGCAAAAACUGAAAUUGGGAGUCCACUGGACCUAAUCAGCAAUGGCCCUUCAAAUGCCAGAGUUGAAACUGGGAAGCAACAGGUACCUGUAAGCAAUGGUGCUGCCCAACCACCAGCAAAGAUGCCUCAUAUGAUUACUGGAGCAGUUUCUGCCUCUAAUAAGGAUCUUCCGAAAAUUCCAACCCUUCUGGAAAAUACAGAUAAUAGGCCUAAGGCAUAAGUUGGCCCAAGGUAUGCUAUUGAAUCUUGCCCUUCCGCUAUUGAAUCUUGCCCUUCCUUGACCCUGCCUCACUGCAGGAGCCGUGUCCUUGUGCACAUGAGUAGUUUACCUUUACCCUAUACUUCUACAUUUCCUUUCUAUUACACCAUUUUCCAUUGUGACUUCAACUCUGAUGCUGAGGUAGUAGCGGGCACCUUAAUGUUGGCGUGAUGCCAAUCUGAUUUAAUCCUUACAUCUCUUUUAUUUAUCUUGACACGUCAGCUCUCUGUUUCUAUCGAUUUUUUAACCCUAGUGCAGUACAUUGCUGCAGAGGAGAGUGCAGAGUCAUGUAAUUGUCUUCGUUAGAUGCCAUUUAUCACCAUAGCUUGUAAUAUUAGAUGGUACUAGUUUUUGAUUAUUUCUUUUUUUUUUUGUACAGAAAUUUUCAAUUAAUUGUAAGAUCCAUCAUAGGGUGAUUUUCCAACUUUGGUCCGACUAACAAGUGCUAAUAAGGGGCUACAUAGCCAGUUCUCUCAUUUCUUUUCA
Molecule: messenger RNA, 2695 nt
Organism: Tripterygium wilfordii
Lineage: Eukaryota; Viridiplantae; Streptophyta; Magnoliopsida; Celastrales; Celastraceae
Product: protein tesmin/TSO1-like CXC 5
Exons: 8
Coding region: 392-2170 (592 amino acids)
Biological process (GO): regulation of DNA-templated transcription
Cellular component (GO): nucleus
Source: RefSeq, a predicted model, not a curated record